Fragaria vesca subsp. vesca is the source of this 2307-nucleotide messenger RNA. RefSeq names its product DNA (cytosine-5)-methyltransferase DRM2-like. Gene Ontology annotation, molecular function: DNA (cytosine-5-)-methyltransferase activity. Bases 407 to 2197 code for a protein of 596 amino acids. The transcript is spliced from 11 exons. Gene Ontology annotation, cellular component: nucleus. Lineage: Eukaryota; Viridiplantae; Streptophyta; Magnoliopsida; Rosales; Rosaceae. The record is from RefSeq and is a predicted model, not a curated record.
AUAUUAUAGUGAAAUGAGCGAGGAGCGAGUAUUUGAAAUCAGAGCGUGUCGCUGUGCGUCUGGGGCUUAAAAAAGCGCAACCAGAAAGCUCUGUGCUCUCUGAAGCGCUCGGUUUCCGUUGCAGUUUAUAUUCUGUAUCACAGACUUGACCGUAAAUUUUCUCUCUCUCUAUUCACAUGUAGUUGGUUUUGCUCAACAGCGCUGCUGCCUCGGGUUUCGGUUUCUCAACCGCGUUGCUAUCUGAUUCUCCACCUUGUACGGCGGCGAAGCGCAUUACGACGACGGCGUCGGAACCAGACUCCGGGGAGCAACACUGCUCGGGGAAAGAUAGUCUGGCCAGAGACUGAUCUUGCUGAAGCACCUUUCUUGCAAACCUUUGUGCGGGUGACCAUUACAUCAUAAAGACAUGGAUGGAAAUACAUCUGGGGUAAAUGGAAAUAAUGUUGACUGGGAUACUGAAGAUGAGCUUGACGAGAUUGAAAAUUUCACUUUAUCGUCUUCAGCUAAUCUGUGCUCUGGGGAGGGGAGCUCAUCUCCAGGACCUUCCAAUACCAAAGUUUUUGGUCAUUUUGUCAGCAUGGGGUUUUCUCACAAAAUGGUUUCCAAAGCUGUAAAGGAACAUGGUGAGGAAGACGCAGAUUCAAUUCUGGAAAGCCUCCUCUUAUAUAAUGCUCUUGAAAAUUCAACUUCAGAGCAGGAUUCUCCUCCAGAGCAGGAUUCUCCACCAGAACAGUUUUUUCCUCCACAACAGCAACAAAUUGAUUCUGAUCCCUUUUCUUCAGAUUAUGAGGGGAGCUUUCUGGAUGGAUUUUCAGAUUUAGAUAGCUCCGAUAAUGAGGAAAGUUUCAUUCCAACAUCUGAGGAGGAUAAAAAACUUGUGUCCUUGGUCAAUAUGGGGUACACAGAAUUCGAGGCUUCAAUCGCAAUAGAAAGAUGCGGUGUAGACUCAUCCCUGGUUGAUUUGACUGAUUUCAUAUCAGCUGCUCAGUUUUCAAAGGCAGAAGAUGUCCAUUUUCCCCUUGAAGAGAAGCCUAGACGUCUUCACAUUGAUCACAAGAAGAAAAGGAAACUCUGUGAAUAUGCCAUGUCGAAAAGAAAAAAGAAGGUGGGACUUGGAAAUGGGAUCAUUGAAGAAGAUGAUGAAGCACUUCAUCUCCCAAAUCCAAUGAUUGGAUUUGGGACUCCAACACAUCUUUGUCAAGUCCACAGGAGUAUACCAGAGGCAGCCAGAGGACCUCCUUACUUCUACUAUGAAAAUGUGGCAUUGACUCCUAAAGGGGUUUGGAACACAAUUUCCAGAUUUCUGUAUGAUAUUCCACCUGAGUUUGUUGAUUCCAAGUAUUUCUGUGCAGCGGCUAGGAAAAGAGGUUAUAUUCAUAAUCUCCCAAUAGAGAAUAGGUUUCCUCUUAUUCCUCUCCCACCGCAGAAUAUAUUUGAUGCAUUUCCCAUGACAAGGAGAUGGUGGCCUUGUUGGGACGAGCGCAGACAGCUGAACUGCCUACAAACUUGCUAUGCUAGUGCACAGUUGACUGAGAGGAUCAGACUGGCUCUGAAAGACUAUGGUGAAGAUGAGGUUCCACCAGAAAGAGUUCGACGGUAUGUGCUACAUGAAUGCCGCAAGUGGAAUCUUUUGUGGGUAGGAAAGAACAAGGUUGCCCCGUUGGAGCCUGAUGAGGUGGAAAUGCUUUUGGGAUUCCCCAGGAACCAUACAAGGGGGAUAAGUAGGACUGAUAGAUAUAAGUCACUUGGGAACUCAUUUCAGAUUGAUACUGUAGCCUAUCAUCUCUCUGUGUUGAAAGAUCGGUUUCCCAAUGGCAUCAAUCUCCUCUCUCUUUUCUCUGGGAUUGGCGGUGCCGAGAUAGCCCUCCAUCGGCUUGGCAUACGGAUGAAGAAUGUUGUGUCCGUUGAGAUAUCAGGGGUGAGCAGAACCGUUGUAAGGACUUGGUGGGAGCAAACCAACCAAAAAGGAAACUUGUAUCACCUUGCUGAUGUGCAAGAGUUGAACGCCGACCGGUUGGAGCAUUAUAUCAACAUCUUUGGUGGUUUUGAUCUUGUUGUUGGAGGGAGCCCGUGCAACAAUCUUGCUGGUAGCAACAGACAUCAUAGGGAUGGGCUAGAAGGGAAAGAAUCUUCUCUGUUUUAUGAUUAUUUUCGUAUAUUAGACAUAGUUAAGGGUCUUAUGACAACGAACAGUUAACCAAUGUGUUAUUUGAGAUCCCGAAACUUGAUACUCUUAUGUUCCUAACUUUAGAUGAAUCAACAUGGAGUUCGAUCUGUUUAUGGCAUGCCUGAUUUUCAUUUGAAACC